Messenger RNA from Girardinichthys multiradiatus, 2019 nucleotides. It is a transcript of the gene chodl, whose product is annotated as chondrolectin. Bases 170 to 1054 code for a protein of 294 amino acids. Gene Ontology annotation, cellular component: cytoplasm. The transcript has 8 exons. The record is from RefSeq and is a predicted model, not a curated record. Gene Ontology annotation, biological process: positive regulation of axonogenesis. NCBI's taxonomy places the organism in Eukaryota, Metazoa, Chordata, Actinopteri, Cyprinodontiformes, Goodeidae.
GAAAGAGGAUGGUCCAGCUGAGGUUCAGAUCAAUGCAGGGGGAGGAGACAGUCAGAAAGCAUCCUCCUCCUCUUCCUCAGCUUCAGAUCAGAGCGAAGAGGAGCAGCAUGAGAGCUUGACACCAACCACAGCGCGCUUUUAUUCUGAACAAACAAAAUAAGAAGAAAAUAUGAGUCUGGUGAUGCUGGUGCUGGAGGUUGUCAUAGCGACGGUGGUGUUAAGAGUGAACACAGCGCGAGUGGUGAGCGGUCAGACGGUGUGUGUGGGUGGAGCCGAGCGCCCCUGCUACAAAAUCGCAUACUUCCACGAUGUGUCGAGUCGAGUGGCGUUCAGUGAGGCGAGGCAGGCCUGCAAGAUGGAUGGAGGAGUUUUGCUGAGCAUUGAGAGUCCAUCAGAGCAGAGAGACGUGGAGCACCUGCUGCAGGCGCUGCGUUCAGGAGCAGUGGGCGGAGCCAAAGGUGAAGGCACUAUAUCUGAUGGAGAUUUCUGGAUUGGCCUGACUCGGGUGGGCGCAGCGGACAACACCUUGACUCCCUGUUCUGAUCUGUAUCAGUGGACUGAUGGCAGCGUCGCCACCUUCAGGAACUGGUACUUUGACGAGCCGUCCUGCGGAGGGGAGGCCUGCGUCGUCAUGUACCAUCAGCCAACUGCACCAUCCGGUCUGGGCGGGGCUUAUCUCUACCAAUGGAAUGACGAUCGCUGCAACAUGAAGCACAACUUCAUCUGCAAAUACGAGCCAGACAGCCACCCGAAGAAGGAACACGGUGACACACCAACAGGGCGAGGCACAGCUGUGACUGCAGGAGGAGGUGUGGUGACUCAGUCUACCGGCAGUGAGAAUAUCCCCCCUCAGGUGGCCAUGGCAGGAUCUUCAGGAAUGUUGCUGCUGUACGUGGUCAUCCCAACCAUCCCACUCCUGCUGCUCAUCCUGGUGGCUUCUGGAACGUGCUGCUUCCAGACACUCAGCAGGAGUCGUCCUCGGACAAAGACCCCCACUGACCAAUCAAACCUCUGGAUCUCCAGCACACCUAAACCUGACAGCAUGGAAGUGUGACAUCACCAGCAGAACAAUGAUGUCAUCACAGACUUUUUGUUUAUUUGACUGAAAGUUUCCUGUUUGGCUCCUCCUCCCUCUGUGUGACCAAUCAGUACGAGCUCAUGAAGGUAACAGUUAUACCGAGGGCGGAGUCAAAGGGGUGAUGUGUGAUGUCAUAGUGAGCUGACAGUGGGCGGAGCUUGUUUUUUGUGAUUGAAUGACCUCAUUCAUUUUUUGUCCUUGAUUCAUCAAUUAUUCUGCUUCUCCCAGGCGGCUGUGGUUCUACUACAUCCCAGUUUAUUCUGUAAGAACUUCAGUUUUUGUACAUUAAAACCCCUGACAGCGCCACCUGCUGGACAGAUGGUGAAACAGCCCACCUGGUGGAGAAGUAAUUCAUGUCUCAACAUAUUUGGAUCAGGAGGUACGGAGCCAGGAGAGGGACAAAAACCACAGCUGCAGGUUCAAGCGUCUGCCUCAGCAGCUGAAAUUUCGGUUAAAAUCCGGUUCCAGAAAGUUCUGGAGCCAGAAACAGAGCCAUCUUACUAGUAUCUUUGAUUUCUGGCUUUUAUAAACAGACCCGUGGGAUCAUUGUGCCUUUACUGGGAUUAGGUGGGUUGGAUCAGUGGACUUUAUACCGAUCACAGAUUCAGCCACAACAGUCAGCACAGUUUACACAAUGAGAACAUUCAGAAAAGCCUAGGGUUCUGAUCAGAGUAGGGAUGCUUCAACUGUUCUUGAGGUUCUGCUUCCACCUCAAACAUCACCGGAACAGAGUUUGACCCUUUGGUUGCUCCGUAGUUUAACCUGGACGACAGAAGACGAAAUCGCACCAUGUGAUGGAGAUGAUGGUGCCUUUGAGGCUAAUCAGACAUUUGGAACACAGUGAGCUUCAUCAGAAGCUGUUCAGGGUGUGCUGCUGAGAUGUUAACUGUGUGGUUUUGAUGCAUGAAGCUUCAAUGUUUAAUAAAAUACAUCUGAUCAUC